AUGGAUACACACAUCAGGAAAACGGCAUGGUUGUUGGACAAUGAUCAAUAUUUGGAAAAAACUGGGUUGACAGAAUUCCAUCUACAGGGUAAUCGUCCACCAUGGCAGGAUUUUGCUCUCCCUCAUCUAGGAUCGGAUAAUGGAUUGCUGGGAACACAUAGCAGCAAGACACAGGAUGUGCUGACAGGACAAAUGAAGAAAACACAGUCUCAAAAGGUGCAAACAACAGAAGAAUGGAUAAGAAACUACAGUUUGGAAUCCUUGCAAUUAACAUUAGAGUAUCUGUGCUCCAGGAACUCAGGAAAUGGUGGUGAAGUGGUGGAGUUUACAGAGGAGACUGUUACUGAUUUUGAAUCCAGACUUUCUGAAGUGAUUGAGCUCUAUCAGCACCGAAUUCAGUGGCUGUUGCAGGACAGCAGAAAGGUGUUCGGUGUUCUAAAAGGAACUAAAGUCGGACUUUUGGUUGAUGUGUCUCAUUUGAGUUAUGGACCUAGACUAUUGGAUUUUCAAAAGAACCUUUUGUGCUUAAUAGAUGAGCAGCUUUGUUAUAAGAAGGAAUUGUACUGCCUCUCAUUCAGUACAGAAAUUUCACCACUGUGGGAGAGUCCAAAAGCCAUCAAUGUUCAUGUGCUACAUGAAGCAAGACAGUGGGUACAAGAGCUGGAGCCUGGUCGAGGCUGCAAUUUGCUGAAAGCCUUAAGGCAUGUCCUUCCAAUGAGAGAACUGAAUUCCUUGGUUCUUAUUGUAGGAAGCUGCCCUGAUCAGUCUUUUGAAAUACUAUGUGAUUAUGCUCAGCAGUGUACACUGGGCAGAAAAGUGCAGAUUCACAUUGUUACAUAUGAUUGCAGCAACCCUGCUUCCCUUGCAGUUCUAAAGAACCUUGCAGAAGCUGUAAGAGGCCGUUAUCAUUGCUACUCUUCCAAGGAAGAGAAUUUUGAUAGCAGUGAUUUUCAUCUGCUGCUUCAGGAGUCCCAGAAGGCUAAGGACCUACUCAAGAGCAUCAAACAGAGUUUUCAAAGAAGAGUUGGUGGGUUGCUUGGUAGUAAAAGAGCAGAUGUUUCCACAGCAUUUGCAAAUACAGCACCUUCUAGCUUCUUCCCAAAGCCUCCAAAGCACCAAGCACCAUUAGUUAUUCAAACACCAGGCAUCCUGUCCAAAACCUCAGCAGACUGGUUAAAGACGUAUGGAUUGAAAGCUAAAAGGUUAGACCUUUAUCAAGUUCUGGCUCCCAAUGCUUUCUCUCCUGUGGAAGAUUUUGUACCUAUUCUUAGAAAAACAGUAUCAUCAACUCUGCAUGAGAAAGUGAUGAUGCAGUUUGAGUGGUAUGAUGGAACUGUAAAAAAUAUCCAUGUUGACGUGCCAGUAUUGUACAGCUAUCAGAAACUCCUUGCUAAAAUGGUAGGAAUUUAUGAGAAACGAAUUGACUGGCUGUCUGUUGCUAGCAGAAGAAUAUGGGGAAGUGUUUGUGAAAGAAGGGUGGUUGUACUUGUUGAUAUAUCAGUGACAAACUCUCCCUACAUCUCUCAUAUCCAACAUUGUUUGCGACUUUUACUUGAGGAACAAAUGUCAAAUAAAGAUUGCUUCAAUAUUAUAGCAUUUGGGAGUGACAUUGUGCCUUGGCAGCAGGAACUGUGUCCUUCCCAACCAGAAAACUUAGAAAAGGCUUGGAGGUGGGUGUUGAGCUUGGACUGCAAGGGCAGUAGAAAUUUCAUGAGUGCUCUCAGAAGAGCUGUGGAGGUUGACUUCAAAGAUAGUGAUAAACACAAAUCACAGGGACUCUACCUGCUGACUACUGGAAUACCUGACCAGGAAACACACACAAUCAGUGCUUACGUGGCUGAGGCUUGCAGGGGUUUGGAUUUGCAGCUCCAUGUCUGUCUGUUCAGUGUAACAGAGGGCACUGACUCCAGUGGGAUUAUUCCAGCCCGCUAUGCCAACCCCAGGGAAACUGCCAGUGCUUUUAAAGACAUUGUACAGGCAGCCAAAGGGAGGUUUCACUGGUUUGGAGAAGCAGGUAUUUUUGAAAGUGAUGAUAUUACCAGUAUUAUAUCUGAAAUGGAAAAAGCAAAGAACUACUCCCAAAAGUGUGCAUUCCUGGUGGAGUCCUUAAAGCAACGCUCAGUAAAUCAGUCUGUGAAACCCCUCACACCAGAAGGAGACUCAAAUGUGCUUAUUAGGAAUGAGAAAAAAAAAACACAGAAAGUGCCAUCUCCUAAACCCACAGCUGUGCUUAAGGAUGUUAAAGACAAUCAUGGUGCAGAGGGAAAUACUCCUGUAAGAGUACUGGCAUGGCGUCCUCCCAGUGCCAAAGCAGGAAUUCCACCAGCUCAAACAGUUAAAGAAUGGCCUCAGACUGAGAAUAAAGGAAAGCACAAACCCAGGAAGCAGCCAGAGCUUUCUGUGUCUGUAUUUUACACUGAAGAAGGAAGAAAUGUGGGUACAAUAUAUCAGAGGUAUCCAAAGGCAGUGUGUGUAACAAAAUCUGUUUGCUCUGUCAAAUUGCCAGAGGAAGAGGAAAUCUGUUCAAGCAAAGAGUGGCUGACCAAGUACAGUAUUAAAAAGCUUAAACUGGAAUUGCCCAGACUGAUGUUUGCUCCAAGCUGUACCCACCAGAAGACAACUGUGGAGUGUCUGCACAAGAAAGUGUCAGCAAAAUACUGUUCUAUCUUCCCCAGUGCAGAAAUCAAUGGGGUUGUGAAACAUCUGCAGUUUCAGCCCAGAGAACUGGAAGCCUUCACAGAGCAGCUGGAGAAGGUGCUGCAGCGCUAUAUCCAGAGAGUGCAGUGGCUUCUCUCAGGAAGCCGAAGAUGGUUUGGUACCAUUUUAGAAGCAAAUGUCUGUGUUUUGAUUGAUACAUCUGGCUCCAUGGGCCCAUAUUUGCCACCUGUGACAAAAGAACUUACCUCCCUUAUCUGGGAACAGCUGAGAAAAAAUCAAGUCAGGUUUAACCUGCUGAGAUUUGCAGAAAAUACAGAGAGUUGGAAAGAGUAUCUUGUAGAGGCAACUGAUGAAAACUGCCAUGAUGCUGUGCAGUGGGCUGCCACGUGCCAUGCUCAUGGGAGCUCCUGCAUCCUUGCAGCUUUACAGAAGGCUCUCAGUUUCCAAGGUGUAGAGGCACUGUAUCUAUUGACUGAUGGAAAACCAGACACCAGUUGCAGUCUGAUUUUGACAGAAAUGGAAAGAUUGAUAAAGAAACAAGAUAUUAAAAUCCACACCAUUUCUUUUAGCUGUGCAGACAGAGGAGCUGUUGAAUUCCUGAAGAAGCUUGCUUCCCAAACAGGAGGGCGCUUCCACUGCGCUUCUGGAGGUGAAGAUGGACAAUUAGCAGCACACAGACUAUUGACAGAGGGGCUGGAUGAUGAUGAUAAUCCAGUUUUCCCUUACUUUGAAGGAGAUGAUUUAAAUAAACUUACUCAAGAAGUAGCAAAAGCUAGAAGUUUCUUAAAGCAGGCAAAAUCUUGGCGCUUACUGCUUGAAAAAUGGAACCCAAACCGAAAAGGCAACUGUGGCUUCCAAAAGAAUGUUCAGUGUGUUCACACCUUCCAGCUUCAAGCAGAAAGAAAGAUGAUUUUUUUCUUUGUUGUCACGACUGUUGGCAAGACAAGAAGUUGCAGAUGA
Onychostruthus taczanowskii (white-rumped snowfinch) is the source of this 3618-nucleotide messenger RNA. It is a transcript of the gene VWA3A, whose product is annotated as von Willebrand factor A domain containing 3A. The record is from RefSeq and is a predicted model, not a curated record. Lineage: Eukaryota; Metazoa; Chordata; Aves; Passeriformes; Passeridae. The transcript is spliced from 33 exons. Bases 1 to 3618 code for a protein of 1205 amino acids.